UUCCGAUGAUCGAUGAUGACACUGCGCCUUGUGUAAUCAUCACUUGUUGGAGCCGUGUAAUGUGCGCCAGGGUCCGCCUGGUCACAAAACUAUCACUUCCGCUGACGAAUUGCGUGAUAUCGGAGAUUUGAGCUUGAUAACGUGCGGCGAGCAGUGAACAACUCCACAUCGCAUCGCCUGCUGCUGCGUGCGCUCCUCCUUGCUGCGAUGUGCGGGAACGUGUAAUUGUCAAAAUCAACUGGCGCCUUCACAGUGAACAAGUCAGACUCGGUCGUCCUAAAAGGAAACUUCCUCCGUGCAAAACUCCGUGUGGUACAGUGGCCAGGCACGAUCCGAUAAGAUGGAUAUGGACCGGCUUAAGUGUAAACGCUGUGGAAAGUAUCCCGAAGGUGACGUCCUGGAGUGUGCGACGAAGGCACACAUUGUUUGCGUUUCGUGUACGGGGCCCUCAAAAUCGCCGCUCUGCGUGUGUGGUGCGAAGCUGAACGCUCAGCGCCGGAUGAACCCAAUCGAGCAGUUGCUGCAGCAAUCCAAAAGUGCCUGCCGGUACGAGGACCACGGAUGUACCUGGAAGUUUACGGCGUCGGAAAUGGAGGCACACGCCGGGGAGUGCAAGUUCCGGCCGUACCGGUGCAUCGCGUCCACCCUGAAUGUGCUCCAGUGUGAGUGGAUUGGGCUGCAGCACCAGAUCGAACAGCACCUGGUCGAGGGGCACAAGGAGCUGGGGCCAGUCUUCCGCUUCCGCCAGUCCACGUCGCUGGUGUUCCGGGAGACGAUGUCGCUGGGCGGCGUGAAGCUGGUCGACGCGUUCAGUAAAAACUUUUUGUUUCACUUCUUUUCCGACGUUGAGAAUGCCACUCUCAGCUUCAUCAUGAUCUACUUUGGGCGCCGCGAGGAAGCGGAUCAGUACUGCUUCGAGCUCGAGCUACGCUCCGUGCCGACCGUGACCCCCGCGGACGACGAAGGCACGGCGGAGGAUGGGUCGCCCGCAGCGGACGGGCUCGUGCGGAGCGUUAAAUUUGUGGAGCGCUGCUACUCAGACGCCGAGAAUUUGGCCGAAUUGAUCGACGACGAGCGAUGUGUGGCCCUUUCGCAUCGCCAGGUGCGCAACUAUCUGCACCGGGGCAAACUGUACUUUAACUUCUGGGUCCGCCGGGUAGAUUCGGUGCGGGGCGAUCGUACCGUGUCGGAGUCGUCCGAUUCAUCGCAGGCAGUGCCGGCAACGAAAGGCAAACCGCGGCCUCCGCCACUGAAGUUUGCCAAUAAGGGUAAAGUGGCCGCCAAUACCAAGCGAUCCGGGGGUGGCGCUGCUCCUGCUGCUCCUUCUGGAAGCUCCUCCUCGUCGUCCGGCUCAACGGCCAGUGUGAAGGCGGGUGAUACGGGCGGCUCAUCGGCCGUGCCGAGUUCGAACGUGUCCCGUUCACCAUCGUCCGCCUCGACGAUUACGGUCUGUUCGGAGCACCACUCGGCGGCGGCGACGGCGGGACAAACCGUGACGGGUGUCAGUGCCAACUCGUCCUCGUCGAUCAAUCGGGUGAUCGUCACGGGGCACUACUCGCCGUUCGAGCGCCCCGAACACAGCCCGCUGACGACGCCCUCCAUCAACAAGCACGAUGUGGUAAGUGGCGGGCAACGUGGCCGCGGCCGUGGUGUCCGUGGCUGCUGGAUACCCUAAAGAUCGCCCGCUUGUCGUCUUCG
Messenger RNA from Anopheles cruzii, 1698 nucleotides. RefSeq lists its product as uncharacterized. Gene Ontology annotation, biological process: proteasome-mediated ubiquitin-dependent protein catabolic process; multicellular organism development. Gene Ontology annotation, molecular function: zinc ion binding; ubiquitin protein ligase activity; ubiquitin conjugating enzyme binding. Bases 341 to 1675 code for a protein of 444 amino acids. NCBI's taxonomy places the organism in Eukaryota, Metazoa, Arthropoda, Insecta, Diptera, Culicidae. The transcript is spliced from 3 exons. The record is from RefSeq and is a predicted model, not a curated record. Gene Ontology annotation, cellular component: cytoplasm.